This is a messenger RNA of Pezoporus occidentalis (night parrot), 4205 nucleotides long. It is a transcript of the gene BLVRA, whose product is annotated as biliverdin reductase A. Gene Ontology annotation, molecular function: biliverdin reductase [NAD(P)H] activity; zinc ion binding; nucleotide binding. Gene Ontology annotation, cellular component: cytoplasm. NCBI's taxonomy places the organism in Eukaryota, Metazoa, Chordata, Aves, Psittaciformes, Psittacidae. The transcript is spliced from 8 exons. Bases 337 to 1227 code for a protein of 296 amino acids. Gene Ontology annotation, biological process: heme catabolic process. The record is from RefSeq and is a predicted model, not a curated record.
GCUGCAAUGAUAGCGACAGGGCGUGCAGUGAAUUGAUACGGUGGAGCUGCAGAGCGUUGUAUAAGAAGGAGCUGCAGGGAGCAGCGUUGAAUUAAACAGGAUCACGUUUCUUCUCUGUGAGCCAAAGAGAAAGGAAGAACUUUGUGCUGGAGCUGUGAUAUCAUAGCUGUUAAAUACAAGUCUCAAGAGCAGCCCUGUGACAGUCUGAACCGCUUGACCACAUCUCAAUGGGAUGCAAGUGAGCUCAGUAGCCUGUAGCAUCACAUCUCUGUUAGCUGGUUGCUGACAUCUGAAUCAGGUUUGGCUGUAUGAAAGCAGGGUUUAAGAAUUAACAAAAUGUUUGGGACAGUGGUGGUUGGAGUUGGAAUCGCUGGCUUAGCACGAAUCCGGGACUUGAUGAAUCCGAUGCCUUCCAGCCCUUCUGAGCACCUGAAACUCUUUGGAUUUGUGUCCAGGAGAAGCUUUGGCAAUAUUAAUGAGGUCAAGCAGAUUAGCCUGGAAGAUGCUCUAAGAAGCAAAGAGAUCCAUGCAGCCUUCAUCAGCACAGAGAACAGAAGCCAUGAAGAAACCAUCAGAAUGUUUCUAGAAGCUGGGAAACAUGUCCUUGUUGAGUAUCCCAUGGCUUUGUCUGCUAAGGCGGCCCAUGAGCUCUGUGAGAUGGCUGAGCAGAAAGAUAAAGUACUUCAUGUGGAGCACAUUGAACUUCUGACUGAAGAGUACAAGCAGCUGAAAAAAGAGGUGGCCGGGAAAGACCUGGUGAAGGGAACAUUGCAUUUCACAGGUAGUGUCCUCGAUGAAAACAAAACAGGAUUCCCAGCUUUCAGUGGAAUUGCCCGACUGACUUGGCUGAUUGACCUCUUUGGAGACCUCACUGUUACCUCUGCCACCAGAGAAAAGCAGAAGGAUAAGAAUUAUUCCAGAAUGACUGUUCACUUUCAGACAGCAAACAAGAAACCUCUGACUUGGAUUGAAGAAAGGGGACCAGGGAUGAGACGUGAAAAGAAAAUCAACUUCUGUUUCACAAGUGGUUGCCUGGAGAACUUCCCUCAAGCCCCGAGGUCUGCUGUGGGCCUUUUUAUGCAGGAUCAGAACCUUUUUGCCAAAAAACUGCUGGGCCAGGUAUCCAAGGAGGAGCUGGCUGCUGAGAAGUGGCGAAUUUUGCGGUGUCUUGACCUUGCCGAGGAGAUCCAGCAGCACUGUGAACAGCCAGAGAGAAUCCGUUCCUGAGACUGCGCUUAGGGAAGGAGGAACAUGACAGAAGGGAAAGCUGUAGGGCGAGAGCUCACUGUUGCCAUCAGGCAGUUGCUAUUUCUGUUUCAUUACCUUCUUUUUGCCUAGCUGUGAUUCCUAGGCUCUCUGGGUGGGCUGGAGAGUCUGGGCUGUACCCUGUGCCUUCUGGUUUGUGCCAACACAAAGCAACGUUACCUUGCUUCAGUGCAUUGCUGUCCUUCCAGGCAGGUAGGAACCUAGCAGCAACAAGCUUUCCUGUGACUUGGCUGGAAAUGUCCCUGAGAGCAUAUACUGGAGGACUGCAAACACUAGAUAUGAUUUUCCCUCAUGAGUUCUCAUCUCCCCCCUGACAUGUCUUACAAUGAGGUAUGUCUCAUUUAGUAGUAUUACCUAGAAAGAAGUAUUAGCUAGAAUGAUGUUCUAGGUGAGUUUUCCACCUCUUUACCUGAUCUGCAGAACUUGGGCCACCACAGUCCCAACCUUUUCUUCCAGAUACCCCACAUUGUUCUAUGUAUUUGCUCUAGUUAGUUGUUUUGCCUAUUUAGGGGGGUUUGUUGGUGUUUUUGUUGUUUGGGUGUUGUUUUUUUUUCACAGUGGAAAUCAUUUACCUUCAAAUAGAAUCAAACCAGAACAGAAGAAAUACCUUGUCUCUUAAUAGAUGCCAUGUUGAGUUCACUCAAUUUCAGUGGUGCCCUGUGCCAACAUAGAAAUCUUUUCCCAGCAGAAAUGAGAACAGUGCAGAAAUGAGAACAGUACAUUAAACUAAUGCAUCACAUGGCUGCUUUCUACUGAAUUUAAAUACUUUUCUGGAAGCAGCAGAUUACUGUCCUUCAUUUGUGUUCUGUAUCUAAGUCAGCAUGUGAGUGGAUGACUGCAAAAAAUAAUAUACAUCCAACUCUCAAGGAAAAAAAUAACUACUGCGCUCCUGGAAACAGUGAAAUUACUUAGAAAUAGUGAUAAAAUUAGAAUAGGACUAUAGAAAAUGGAGUGAUUUGCAAAUAUAGCCAUGCAGUUAUGUUGUGGCUUAACCCUAGCUGGCAACUAAGCCCCACACAGCCAUUUGCACUCUCCCCUGGUGGAACGGAGGAGAUAAUCAGAAGGGCAAAAGUGAGAAAACUUGUGGGUUGGCAUGAAGGCAGUCUAAUAAGCAAAGCAAAAGGUGUGCACACCAGCAAAGCAAAACAAGGUAUUGAUUCAUCCCUUCCUAUGGUCACCAGGUGCUUGGCCAUCUCCAGGAGAGCAGGGCUUUGUCACAUGUAAUAGUUACUUGGGAAGACAGAACACCAUCACCCCAAACAUCCACCUCUUCCUUCUUUUUCCUGCACCUUUUAUUGCUAAGUGUGAUAUCUUAUGGUCUGGGAUAUCCCUUGGGUCAGUUGGGAUCAGCUGACCCAGCUGUGUCCCCUCCCAACUCCUUGUGUACCCCGCGCCCACUCACUUGGUGGGGUGUGUGAGAAGCAGAAAGUGUGUGUACGUGCUGCUCAGCAAUAACCAAAACAUCCCUGGGUUAUCAAUGACGUGUCCAGCACAAAUCCAAAACACAAAUCCAUACCAGCUACUAGGAAGAAAAUUGCCCCAGUGAGACCCAGGACAGGUUAUGGCAUAUGACACCUGUGAGGCGUUUUAUAGUAGUCCCAAGGUGACAUAUGAAGACAUUAUCACUUCCCUAAAGAAGCAUUUUAGUUUUAGGAGAAGCCUAAACAGUGCACAGAACUCUUAACAGUUCCUUUGUUUGCCUUUUGCUUUCUAAUUUCAUCUGUUGGUGCUAUAUUCAUAUAGCAGCAGGCUUCAGCCUGUGCAGUUGUUCUUUCAGACACAGAACCACUAUUUCUCUCUCAUGUUGUUACUUGGGCAAUUUUAAAUUAGGGCACAUAGAUGUUGUGAAUGGCUACAGAAUUACAGCCAGUCAAUAUUGAUGGGGAAGAAAGUUUUCCUUUGGGUAAAUAGUGUUCAUUCAGAAGCUGACUACAGUUCAGUUACUUAGAGAAGGUGAGAGACUCCGUGUUAUUUUCCCCUAUCAGUCAGAUUUAGGAGCAACUGGAACUUGAUAUGUGAAUGGAUUCAGCAUGUGAAAUUCGUUUAAAGCUACUCCUUUGUUUAAAUCAGUGAAAACCUUUCUAUUGACUUCAAUGGGUUGAAAUGUGUGGUUUGGCAGCAGGUCUGUGCAGGCAGUUCAUGCACUUGCCUACCCAAAUGGACACUUACCGAGCAUUCACAGGGACUUCUUUAUCAAUGUGAUGGACAUUGCCUGGGUAGAUCUGAUGCUGUAGGAAGGGGAAAAUGUGGGUUUGUGGUAAAAUGGGAUUGGAAUCUCCAAUCCCAUUUCAUUCCAGUCUGGGAUUGGAAUGAAUUUAGUUAUCUGCUGUGUGUAUAUCUGCUAUGUAUAACAGCACAAGAGGAGCUGUUUCUUGACAAACUCUUCAGUUGCAAAUACGGGGUGAACACCACUUAUUUACACACUAAUUCACAACAGGUAGCUAGGGAGGGAGAGCAAAGGACUUACACUCCCCAUCUGCAGGCAUCAAAAUUAGCCACCACGUUUCCCAGGGUGCACUCUGCAUCGGUGGCGAGAGCAGUAUUCCUCUACGGAAUGAAGAAUAAAUUCAGGGGAACGCUGCAGAGCAGCAGUGUAACAUUGUGCAGUGAAUCACUCUCUGGAGAAGCUUGUUUCCAUAGAGAGUGCCUGGGGAAAUUAGCUGGUUAAUUGGAGCUAGGGAAGGCAGAUGUCUUAGAGCUGUAUAGCCCCCGCUCUCCUCCACCCCCCUCCCCUUCCUCCCAGCUAACCUGCUUGCAUACUGCUCUCUGCCCUGCUCCUGGGAGCCUGUAGCUUUCAAAUGGCUUUUCCUUCAGCCCUUUGACUUUGCUGAGGUGCUGUCGUGGUUUGCAUACAAGACCUGCCGGAUGUCAAGCUUCAAAUACAUGUUGUUCAACCAGAUGUUGAGCUCGCCAAUAAAAUAUUGGAGCUCUUAAUCAUU